Macrosiphum euphorbiae (potato aphid) is the source of this 363-nucleotide messenger RNA. The record is from the annotation of a GenBank genome assembly. Lineage: Eukaryota; Metazoa; Arthropoda; Insecta; Hemiptera; Aphididae.
AUGAACGCCAUCAUGAAAAUCACAUUAGCCGCCGUUGCAGUUUUCGCCUCCACCAUGAUGACCGCUUCUGCCAAACCAUCUGGACUAGUUCCGGCCGCCGCAAUCGCUCCCGUGGCCGUGGCCGCCCCCUACGCUAGCUCGUUCACGUCACACAGCGUAGCCCACAGCGUGGCUACUCCGGUCUUGCCGGCCGCUCCGUACGUGGCCGCCGCUCCAUACGCCGCGGCACCCUACGUUGCAGCACCCUACGCGGCUGCCCCUUACGUCGCCGCGGCACCUUUCGCAGCCGCCCCGUACGCAGCAGCACCAUACGCAGCUUCCCCUUACGGUUACUACCCGUACGCCGCUCCGGCUUACCUGUAA